Anisakis simplex (herring worm) is the source of this 1200-nucleotide messenger RNA. Lineage: Eukaryota; Metazoa; Nematoda; Chromadorea; Rhabditida; Anisakidae. The record is from the annotation of a GenBank genome assembly.
AUGAUUGAUGCAGUCGUUGAACGAAUAUUGGAACGAAUUGGUGAUCGGCAGACGUCACCCUAUCAUUCAGCACCAACGCCGUCUGCAGUGGAAACAUUGAAAGUUGACAUCCGAAGAGAUCAAAAUGGUGGCCUCGGUCUUUCGAUUGCUGGCGGUCUCGAAUCAACUCCUUAUAAAAAUGACGAUUCGGGUUUAUUCGUCUCGAAACUAACGAAAGGAGGUCCGGCGCAAGCGGCCGGUCUAAGGGUCGGCGACAAAUUACUUCGUGUCAAUAACACGGACGUCAUAAAUGUUCGACAUCAGGUAGCAGUGGCAUCAAUGCAAGAUGCGAAAGAUGUCGUCGAACUAACCAUUCUCCGUGAACUUUCAAAUGCACAACCUGCAUCUACAAUAUCUCCAAAUCAAAGUCUCGAAAUGUCAUUCGUGCCCGAGACAAGAGGAGCUGAUUCGUCCUCGUUGACGAAGGAAACGAUCUCAACAACCAUUAAGCGAGAUCUGGAUGGAUCACCAGGCUUUUCAUUAGCAGGUGGGAAAGGCUCAUCGACGGGAGAUUCGAUUGUGAUAUCGUCGAUAACGCCUGGAGGGGCAGCUGACAGGGACGGGAAAUUACGUGUUGGUGAUCGCGUUCUUUCGAUAAAUGGUACAAAUAUGCGUGGUGCAAGACAUGAUCAGGCAGUGUCGUUACUGACAAGCUUUUCAACGAAUGAAAUAUACCUCAUUGUUCAACGAGAUCGUCCCAACACUCCAUCAGCCACAUCUGCGCCUUAUCAGAUCCCAUCACCUCUUUCUUUACGGAUAACUAAUACUGUUUUCAGAGAGCAAUCAGUGAUGAGGAGUCCACAACCACCGAUAUCGCCUCGUUCACCGCAACCAACAGUGGGUUUCGGUGAUCCGUCUUGGGAUGGCAAAACUGAGGAAGUGGAAUUGAUUCGUGAGAACUCUUCGCUGGGUUUAUCGAUCGUUGGGGGCAGUGAUCAUUCAUCUCAUCCGUUCGGAAUCAACGCACCCGGAGUGUUCAUCUCGAAGAUUACUCUGAAUUCACCUGCAGCUCGAUCAAAGAAACUUCGAAUUGGUGAUCGAAUUCUGUUCGUGAACGACGUCGAUGUGCGCAAUGCCAAACAUCAAACUGCUGUUGAGGUUUCAAUUGUUUUAUUUCAUUUUUCACUUCUCAUUUGUUUAUUCAUUCAGUGCUGUCUGCAU